Brettanomyces nanus is the source of this 2322-nucleotide messenger RNA. RefSeq lists its product as uncharacterized. Gene Ontology annotation, cellular component: mitotic spindle. Gene Ontology annotation, biological process: regulation of mitotic cell cycle; mitotic spindle organization. NCBI's taxonomy places the organism in Eukaryota, Fungi, Ascomycota, Pichiomycetes, Pichiales, Pichiaceae. The transcript has a single exon. The coding region runs from base 1 to 2322 and encodes 773 amino acids. The record is from RefSeq and is a predicted model, not a curated record. Gene Ontology annotation, molecular function: protein binding.
AUGUCAUUUGAAUUGGAUAUAGUUGGAGGACUAUCCACAGCCUCCAAAUCGGAUCGUCUUGUCGAUGUUAAGGGCGAUUUAAUUGCAUAUACCUCUGGUCAACGAGUCAUUGUUUGUAAGCUUGAAUCUCAGAAUGUGAGGAAUCCAUUCAAGUGGAAGCGAUUUUACUACACAAAGUACAAAACUGGAGAGAAAAGGGCAUCCAGUAUUCCUGUUAGUUGCGAUAGGUUUGGCUUUCCCUUAAGUCCUUCACCGAUCAUAGUGCAAUCACAGCCCUCACAAAGUCCCCGACUGAAUAUGCUUGAGCAGUUUGUUCAAUCCAAACCCUCAAAGUUAACCAACAUUAGUUGUAUAGCGUUAUCACCAAACGAGCAACUUUUAGCCAUUGGAGAAGUUGGUGUCACUACCGGUAGGAUUCUUGUGUAUUCUCUUGCACCAGAUGCUGCUCAACAUCCUCUUUUCGUGAUUAAAUCACAUCGCUUCGGUGUGGCGAUGUUGGAAUUUUCGCCUGAUUCUCAACUCCUUUGUUCCCUUGGAGUCAGAAGAGAUAGCUCAAUGAAGAUCUGGAGUAUCAGUGGUGAGCAAAGACCCGUUCUCAUGGCUGAUGUCACUGUGCCUACCGCUGUAAUUAGGCCUAUAUGGUUCAAUUCUAAAACUAUUAUUACUUUGGGGAAAGCACAUUUAAAGGUGUGGGACAUGGAUUCUUCUUGUUCUUUUAAAGGUCAUAAUAUUCUGAUCCAGGAAAGUCUGUCCAGGAGUAAAUUUAUCGAUGCUGCUGUUCUCGGAAUUGAAGGUAUUAUUAUUCUUGCUAGUGACGGUCGGCUCGGAUAUCUAGAUUUGGACAGCCAGCCUCUAUAUCUUUCCUUUCUUACCCAGCUAUCUAGUUCAGUGUUGAGAAUACUGGUAGAUUAUGAAAGUAUGGUGUUAACUACUGCAGGCGAUGGUAUUCAACUUAUACCUCUAUCAGAUACUCCAGCAUCUCAAUCAAUUGCACAUUCAUCAAUAGACAAGUUGAUUUCAGGUAUGUGGUCAUGUUCUCAUCAUGGUUUGAUUUACUUGAAUGAUGGUUGUCUAUAUGCUGUUGAUUCCACGUUGAAGGGGGAUAGUUGUCAGUUGGUUGAUUCCUUAAAGGGGACGCUUACUGGAUUGAAAAGAUCUUUUGAUCAUCAGAUCGUGGCCUGGUCUGCUGAGGGAGAUGUAACCACAUUCUUGCAAGGAGGCUUUCCUUCUUUAAUUGCGUCUUUGGGUAACAGUGGAGAAGAGUUAACUGCUUUGGAUAUGUAUAAAGGUAAUUUGGUUCAGGCGACAAACCGAGGGGUUGUUUCCUUUUACAGGAAGUACUCGAAUUCCUAUGAGAAGAUAGCCAGUUUCCAAUCGCAUCAGGCGAUAGUCAAAAGCGUGAUUUUCUUCCAAGUUAAGGGACUCUUGGCUGCUGCAAGUGGUGCCCAAGAUGGAACUAUUUCCGUUUUUAUACAGCCAGAAUCCAAUGGAUUGCUAUGGGAGAGAGUAAAAAUCCUUUCAGGCAAGGGGAAAGCUAGUGUCAUAAAGCUCCUCUUUAUUAAUGGGUGUCUUCUUGCAGCUCUUUCAGACAAAACAAUUGGUGUUUACCGAAUUUCAAAUCAAAUGGUAGGUGGAUUGAUUGUUUCUAGUGAAAUGUCCGUCCAAUUGACUGCACUGCCAUUGGAUAUCGGUAUAUAUGAAAAUCAGUUACUGGUAUCCACAGACGGCAGACAACUAGUGAGUUUUAGCCUUCGAGGCUUCUUGUUAUCAGAAACUCGGCAGUUUGCUGACGGUAACGGUCUUCCUAUCCGUAUUUCAUGUUUCAGUAUAAAGCAUGGCUAUUUAUUGAUAGGAUCCUCCACCGGUGAAGUCCUUGUUUUUGAUUACAAAAAUGGCACCCUGUUGGCCGAGCAGUAUGGAGAUUCAAGGAUCACCUCGAUAAUUUUGGAUGAUACUUGCAAACGGCUUAUUACUGCAAGCGAAGACCGGUGCAUUCAAUUCUGGAAGUGCCGAUAUGACGUAGCAAGAGCUCCAAUGACGCCGCAUACCCUGCAUGAUGUUUUAACCGGACUUCACACUCCACUAUCGUUAAAAUCAACGCCAUCACGCAAUACCUAUUCACCUCAGUCAAGCUCGGAUUUUAUAGGUUCAACUGUUUCUCAGCUAGAGCAGCUACAACAUGGCAUUGCUACAGGUAAAGUGAAUGUCCAGAAGAACUCUAAAGCAAUUUCAAAUCUAGAUGCAGAAUUAAAGACCACUAUAAACCUUCUUCAGGAUCGAAGGAGAAGAGCCUUUGACGAUAAAGAAAAUAUUAUAGGAUAA